Messenger RNA from Clupea harengus (Atlantic herring), 1432 nucleotides. It is a transcript of the gene arv1, whose product is annotated as ARV1 fatty acid homeostasis modulator. NCBI's taxonomy places the organism in Eukaryota, Metazoa, Chordata, Actinopteri, Clupeiformes, Clupeidae. Gene Ontology annotation, cellular component: Golgi apparatus; cortical endoplasmic reticulum. The record is from RefSeq and is a predicted model, not a curated record. Gene Ontology annotation, biological process: regulation of plasma membrane sterol distribution; sterol metabolic process; intracellular sterol transport.
GCCCCUCUCUGACUUAACUCCAGGAAGUCGGACGUCUGUAGCUUACGCCGGUAGAGAACUACACACAACGCUUAAAUAUUGACAGUGGAGAAUGCCUAAAGCUGCAUUCAGGUGUAUAGAGUGCAAUGAAGAGGCGAACGAGCUCCAUCGUGAUUAUAGCAACGGGAUUUUGAAAAUAACGAUAUGUGAGUCGUGUAAAAAGCCAGUGGACAAAUACAUUGAGUAUGAUCCUGUCAUUAUUCUGAUUGAUGCCAUCUUAUGCAAAAUUCAAGCAUUCAGGCACAUAUUGUACAACACAGAGAUCAAUAUUCACUGGAAGCUCUGUGUGUUCUGCCUUCUGUGCGAGGCUUAUCUGAGGUGGUCUCAGCUGCAGGGCUCCGAGCAGACCAGCGACCCAGCUGACAUCAUCAGAUACACCAGAGAAUGGGACUUCUACGGCAUGUUUGGACUGGCGGCUCUCGAGUUAGCUGUGUUCAUGUGUGGAGUGCUGGCCUGUCUGUGGCUGGUUCAGGGGCUGCGGGGCCAGGCGCUGGAGGCCAGCCUGCUGCUCAAAGCCCUGCUGCUGUCCAGCUACGGGAAGGUGCUGCUCGUCCCCGCAGUCAUCUGGGAGCACGACCACUCACCCCUCUGCUUCAGCCUGAUCAAGAUCUUUGUGCUGACCUCCAACACUCAGGCCGUCAGAGUAAUACUGAACUGCGGCCGACGUCUCUCUCUGCUGGCUGUGAUGACGGGACUGUUACUGGAGACCUGCGUCUCUCUGAGCUUCCCCAAGCUCCAGUGGCACACACAGGGCUUCCUGCCAUUCCAGUGACCCAGCCCUGACCCCUUUGAGGAGCUGUUGAUUUAGCAUGGAAGCUAAAUACGCUAACUUUGUUUGUGUUUGCUGAUGUGGCCUGAAACUACUGGGGUGCACAAGGCUCUUCCUGAGCCGUCACAGAUGCAAACAUACCAGAGAAGGUCAAGCACUGGAGGGUUAAGGAUGACCUCACAACAACUGGUCACUGUUUAGAGUGGUAUUAGCGUGGGACUGCUAAAGAUUCCUGAGGUGAUUUGAUAAACUUGCGUCAGACAGGUUUGCUGAGUGACACACAAUUACCACAGACAUUCUGCUGCAUUCUACCAUAACAAUAAUGUUUACAGCCACAUAACACACAUCGGCAAAACACUGUCCAAAAUGACAUGCUGCGUUAAUAUAUAAUUGUUUUAAAAAUGUAAAAUGUAUGUUUUGGAAGAUUAUUGCAUACAUUUCUAUUUUUCUACAAUUAAAAUGAUAUUGAGCUUUUCUUCUAUGUAGUUGUUUGAUGUCAAAUCUUCUAUGUAGUUGUUUGAUGUCAAAUCAGUGUUCACAGCCUGCUCACAGCCUGCUGUAUGCCGUCACGCAUGUUACACUCAUCUCAUCUGUAAUGUGAGGUAAACCUCCCAAAUCCUGUAA